CUCCUUGAGAAGAGAUGAGGGUCAUGAAGGUUCAACAGAUCUCACACCACGUCUUCAUUAUCCUUCUGGCUGUGACUGUACGAUCUCAAGUCAACCCAGAACUGUGUCGAUAUCCUCUUGGUAUGACCGGUGGGCAGAUUCAGGACGAGGACAUCUCUGCCUCCAGUCAGUGGUCCGAGUCAACUGCUGCAAGAUUUGGCAGACUUGACUUGGACAACGGCGAUGGCGACGGGGCCUGGUGUCCUGACAUCAUGUCGGGGCCAGACGGCCUCAAAGAGUAUCUCCAGGUGGACCUGCGUUCACUGCACUUCAUCACACUGGUGGGCACCCAAGGUCGCCACGCCGACGGUAUGGGUAAUGAAUUCGCCCAGCGAUACAGGAUCAAGUACAGCCGCGACGGCAGCAACUGGGUGGGCUGGCAGGAUAGGAAGGGAAGGCAGGUCAUUGAGGGGAACAAGAAUGCGUAUGAUGUGGUGCUGAAGGAUCUGGAGCCUCCCAUCAUAGCUCGCUUCGUCCGCUUCAUGCCUGUGACGGACCACUCCAUGAUCGUGUGUAUGAGAGUGGAGCUCUACGGCUGUGAAUGGUUGGAUGGCCUGAUAUCUUAUAGCAUUCCAGAUGGGCAUCAAAUGAUCUACAGAGGCCUGGAUGUCUACUUUAAUGACUCUGUGAAUGAUGGAGCAUCAGCUGAAAGACUGACAAAGGGCCUCGGCCAGCUGACAGAUGGCACCUGGGGUCUGGAUGAUUUCCUCCACAGCCACAUAUACGGCAUGUGGCCUGGCUACGACUACGUGGGCUGGAACAACAAGAGCCUCCCCAAAGGUUACGCGGAGAUGAUCUUUGAGUUUGACCACGUCCGAAACUUCACUUCCAUGAAGGUUCACUGUAACAACAUGUUUAGCCGCGGGGUGAGGAUGUUCAGACAGGCCACCUGUUACUUCCGGUCAGGAUCAGACUGGGAGGCUGACCCCGUGACCUUCAGGCCCACUGUCGACCGCGUGAGCCAAGGCGCCCGUUUCAUCACCGUGUCCCUCGGCGACCGCACAGCCAGUGCCAUCAAAUGCCGUUUCCACUUCAGUGACCUUUGGAUGUUGUUCAGUGAAGUUGCCUUCCAGUCAGGCUCAGCCGUGUACAACACUUCUCUGAGUCCUCGCAAACACGGACACCCCACAAACACACUGCCAGGAGAUGAUCCUACUCAUAAAGUGGAUGAAAGCAAUACCAGGAUCCUGAUUGGCUGCUUGGUGGCUAUCAUUGCCAUCCUUAUGACGAUCAUAGUCAUCAUCCUGUGGAGGCAGGUCUGGCAAAAGAUGCUUGAGAAGGCAUCUCGUCGCCUGCUGGAUGAUGAACUCACAGCUCGUCUUGCGGUCCAGACCCAGGCCUUCUCCUCCAACCACUCCUCUCUGUCCAGCGAGAGUGGCUCCACUUCCAACUCCACCUAUGAGAGAAUCUUCCCCCUCUGCUCCGACUACCAGGAGCCUUCCCGCCUUAUCCGGAAACUACCCGAGUUUGCUCAGUCCACCGAACACCUUGGGCCGAGCACCUCCUGUAGAGCCCUUGCAACCAGUGUUUCAGAUGGCGCCCCCCACUACGCGGAGGCUGACAUCAUCAGCCUCCAAGAGUCUUCAGACAGCAGCACCUACUCCAUCGCAGCUGUCAACAUGAAUCUCUUUGCUGGCACCGAUUCAUCCAUGAGAGAGUUCCCCAGAGAAAAGCUCACCUUUAAGGAGAAGCUGGGAGAGGGCCAGUUUGGAGAAGUGCACUUGUGUGAGGCAGAGGGCAUGCAGGACUUUUUGGAUGAGGAUUUGUCCUUAGAGGGAAACAGGGACUCACCGCUGCUGGUAGCUGUGAAAACACUGCGGGAAGAUGCCAACAAGAAUGCAAGGAAUGACUUCCUGAAAGAGAUCCGAAUCAUGUCUCGCCUGAGGGACCCCAACAUUGUCCAUCUGUUGGCCGUGUGUGUGGACACAGACCCGCUGUGUAUGAUCACUGAGUAUAUGGAAAAUGGAGACCUGAACCAGUUCCUCUGCAAUCUCAAACUGAACGAGGCCGCUGAUGAAGACAGGAAGGACCAGGAGGAGAACGAGGGGGAGAGUAUGGUCAGCUACAGUAAACUAAUUGGCAUGGCUGUGCAGAUUUCAUCUGGUAUGAAGUACUUGUCCUCUCUCAACUUUGUCCACCGUGAUCUGGCGACCCGCAACUGCCUGGUGGGUAAGAACUACACCAUAAAGAUCGCCGAUUUCGGCAUGAGUCGUAACCUGUACAGAGGGGACUACUACAGGAUCCAGGGCCGGGCCGUCCUGCCCAUUCGCUGGAUGUCCUGGGAGAGCAUCCUACUGGGGAAGUUCACCAUGGCCAGUGACGUGUGGGCCUUCGGUGUGACUCUGUGGGAGAUUGUGACUCUGUGUAAGAAGCAGCCCUACUCCCAGCUCUCUGACGAGCAGGUCAUUGAAAACACAGGCGAGUUCUUCAGGGACCAGGGCAAGCAGGUGUACCUGCCAAAGCCGCUCUGUUGUCCUGACAGCGUCUACAAUGAUCUCAUGCUAAGCUGCUGGAGGAGGAACGCCAAGCAGAGGCCGAGCUUUCAGGAGAUACACACUCAGCUGACGGAGAGCCUGGCGUAGUAAAUGCAACAGAUGAUUUCUCUCUGAAAUGAACCGUCACAAUCUGGAUCUAAUUGGAAUUAAUUUGGAGAUAUUAAAAAAAAUCUAACUUUUUCCAUUUGUUUGAAGCUGGUUUGCCACAAUUGUCCUGUAAAUAACAAGAUAUGAGGAGAAGGUAUACACUUGAACAGAGCGUUACAUUGUAGAUGUACAAAUUAGCACUAUUCACACUUCUGUGUAUUUAUUGUCUUAUCUUCUGUGCUGUUUAUUUAUAGAGUUCUAUUGUAAUAGGGUUUGAAACACAAUUGUGGAUUUUUGUAU
This is a messenger RNA of Cyclopterus lumpus (lumpfish), 2921 nucleotides long. RefSeq names its product discoidin domain-containing receptor 2-like. Bases 15 to 2621 code for a protein of 868 amino acids. Gene Ontology annotation, cellular component: signaling receptor complex; membrane. Lineage: Eukaryota; Metazoa; Chordata; Actinopteri; Perciformes; Cyclopteridae. The record is from RefSeq and is a predicted model, not a curated record. Gene Ontology annotation, biological process: multicellular organism development; cell surface receptor protein tyrosine kinase signaling pathway; protein phosphorylation. The transcript has 16 exons. Gene Ontology annotation, molecular function: protein tyrosine kinase collagen receptor activity; ATP binding; collagen binding.